Molecule: messenger RNA, 1400 nt
Organism: Phialemonium atrogriseum
Lineage: Eukaryota; Fungi; Ascomycota; Sordariomycetes; Cephalothecales; Cephalothecaceae
Exons: 1
Coding region: 359-1243 (294 amino acids)
Source: RefSeq, a predicted model, not a curated record
CUGGACAAGAUGCGGGAUAGAAUCCAUGGUGAAUCCAUACAGGUACCUAGGUAGUUCAGUCAACGACUGCUGCUGAAUGACGGGUUACCUCUAGAUACGUACCUUAGGUACCUAGGUAUCUUGGUACUUCCCAUCCAUCCAUUGGUUCCAUGGUUACUGGUUAUUGUGAAUUUCAGGACCACUUGUGCACGCCCGCAAUCUUUUUCGUUUAGAGUUCAGCUGAUCUGCGACACGUCUGUCUCCUCAUUCUUGUUCGUUUGCACCACAAUCUCUCUAUACCCGGUUCCUAUUCAAUCAUACAAACCUUAAAUCUCAAAUCGUAAAUCCCCGAAUCAAAGUCAAAGUCAAGCCUUUUGGCAUGCCAGCCAGGAGCGUCGGUCCAGGCGCUCGGGAUGCGAGCCGCCAUGCCUCCCGUCAGGGACGGCCGCCCGAUGUGACCCAGUCAGCGUCACCGCCGACAGGACCACUUAUCUGGUUGGAUGACUCGCACCAACUUGAAAGGUGGACUCAUCAGACCGAAUUACUCGCGAAGAGGCUCGGCUGCUCCGAUGAGCUGCUCGGCGGUGCCUCAAUGCCCACCGACCUCAUUCCAAGAACCUUCACCGAGUACAUGUUGAAGCACCGCAUCGACACGGCGAUGGCCAUUAUCACGACAACCAUCCGAUCCGCAGUUUACGCCUACGCCCGCGUUCUGGGCUACAGUGAAAUCUGCGGCCGGAGCCCGACCAGCCUCUACUUCUUCGUUAGGAAGGCCGCCGCACGCCGCCAUAUCGCCGCCGAAGGCAACCUGGCCGACGAGGAGGCCGCCAGGGUCCUGAGCGAGUGGCAGAUUGCGAAGCCCGAGUUCUACCCCACCACGGUGCGCUUCGAGGGCGCCAUGCUGUGGCUGGAGUCCAUCAUCCGGAAGUGCCACGAGCGCGGCAACAAGAACAUGGCCCAUGCCGUCUCCAUCAUGGAUAGGCUCGCCGAGCGGAAGACCCAAGAACGCCGGAAGAGGGCUGCCCCGGCUGACGAAGACAACAACCACGGCGCGCCCCCCACGCCCGCCACCAGCGCCACCCACACCUCCGCCGCCCCCAGCAUCGACGGUGCUUCAAUGAGCCCUGUUGAGAAUAGCCCGGUCGAAGGCAGCUCGGUCGAGGGCAGCUCGGACCGUCCCUCGGCGAAGAGGCAGAUGACGGACGAGUUGGUGAGGAUCCGCGCGGGGCUCAAAUCUGAGCCCGAAAGCCCACCGGCCCCGUGAGGGCCCGGUGGGUAGAAGAUGUCCCUUUGGCGCCCUCUGUGCGCAUCCUCAGACUUGAGGAAGGACGUCUUCUUAUAUUGAGUAUAAAUACUGUGUUACCCGAGUAUCCGAGUGUUGAGCAACUCCACCCAGUUUAUUCGACGUCUCUAUCAUGGGA